Huiozyma naganishii CBS 8797 is the source of this 669-nucleotide messenger RNA. RefSeq names its product phosphatidylglycerophosphatase (gene GEP4). The record is from RefSeq and is a predicted model, not a curated record. NCBI's taxonomy places the organism in Eukaryota, Fungi, Ascomycota, Saccharomycetes, Saccharomycetales, Saccharomycetaceae. Bases 1 to 669 code for a protein of 222 amino acids. Gene Ontology annotation, molecular function: phosphatidylglycerophosphatase activity. The transcript has a single exon.
AUGUUGCAAGACCUAAACAUAUUUGGAACCUUGAAUGCUUUCAAACUGCUGUACAAUCCCAAACUAUGCAAACAUUAUGGUGUGUUUCCCACCUUCGACCAGGUUCCUAUCCCUGUAAACAAUUCCAUAAAAGCUAUAGUAUUGGACAAGGACAAUUGCUUUGCAUAUCCGAAACAAUCCACUGUAUGGCCCGAGUACAAGGCCCAGUGGGAAAAGCUAAAACAAACUUAUCCGGGGAAGGCUUUGCUCGUGGUGAGCAACACUGCAGGAUCAGGUGACGACACAGAUUUCAAAGAAGCCAAGCUGAUUGAACAACAAACGGGUGUCAAUGUGCUACGACACUCGAAGAAAAAACCUGGCUGCAAAGAGGAGAUACUACGGUACUUUCGAGAGAACAAUGUAACAACCAACCCACAAGAAAUCGCCGUGAUUGGCGACAGAUUACUGACAGAUGUCAUGCUGGCCAAUAUGAUGAACGCUUACGCUGUAUGGAUCAAAGACGGUGUCAAGAUCUCAAACAACCCCAUUGUCCGGUUUGAAAAAAGACUCGCCAGCUAUAUGGGGUUGGGCACUCAAAGUAGCAAGCGGGACCAUUCAAUAAUAACAAACGAUGACAUACUCCCCCUGGGGACGUCUAAGAUCGGCAAUCCCAAACCUUCAAUUACAUAA